UUUUUGUUUAUGAUUCAGCUUGUACACCCUGGAUUCAACUCAUUCAAGUUUGAUUUCGUGGCGGGUGUUCAUUGCCCGCCUGACGCUCUAACGCUUGGUCGUGUUUCUUUCGCUACGUUAUAACAUAAAUUGAAUACUUUGAAUGUAGUUUAGCCAUUAAACAAACAAAUAGAUAAUUUUAUUGAACACUGUUUAUAAAUGUAUAUCAUAAAAAUCUUUUAAACAAUAUUUAGAUUAAUAUAAAAAUAUAUUUUUGUUAAUGUGAAUAAUAUAUAUAUAUAUAUUGUUUAGUCCAUUAAUAUAUCAUUUUUAAAAUGAAAAGGACUACGAGUAAAUGCCAAGCAUAUGCGUCCAGUUUAGAAGACAGUGAAAAUGAUAGCGAUGAGACUGAAUGUAGUAUUGGUAGCAAUUCUACAGCUGGUACUCAUCGUAGUGAUACACCUACACGCAAUGCUCGCUAUAGAAGGAAAGGCAGACGGAGAAGUAAGACAGCAAAAUAUAAACCUUGUACUGAUAAGCCGUUAUACAAAUAUUGUUGUAGUAUUAAGGAAGAUCACGGGCAACCACUCUUUGGGGUACAAUUUAAUCAUCACUUGAAAGAAGGUGAACCAUUAAUAUUUGCCUCUGUAGGAAGCAAUCGUGUGAGCAUUUAUGAAUGCCCAGAAGGUGGAAAUAUUAGAUUACGUCAGUGUUAUGCUGAUCCUGAUUCUGAAGAAAAUUUUUAUACAUGUACUUGGACUUAUGAUGAUUCUGGUAAACCAUUAUUGGCUGUAGCAGGAUCUAGAGGUGUAAUAAGAGUUAUUAGUUCUGUUACUAUGACUUGUAUUAAACAUUAUAUUGGUCAUGGUCAUGCAAUAAAUGAGUUAAAAACUCAUCCUAAAGAUCCAAAUAUAUUACUCUCCGCAUCAAAGGAUCAUGCAUUGAGAUUAUGGAAUAUAAAAACAGAUGUAUGUAUAGCAAUUUUUGGUGGUGUUGAAGGUCAUAGAGAUGAAGUGUUAAGUGCUGAUUUUGAUAUGAAAGGUCAGCGUAUUAUUUCUUGUGGAAUGGAUCAUGCUUUAAAACUUUGGUCAUUAGACAAGCCAGAUAUGCAAGAAGCAAUUAAACAGUCAUAUUAUUGUAAUCCUAGCAGAAAUGGAAGACCGUUUGACUCUAUACUUCAACAUUUCCCAGACUUCACAACCCGUGAUGUACAUCGUAAUUAUGUGGAUUGUGUUAAGUGGUAUGGCGAUUUUAUUUUAAGUAAAUCUUGUGAAAAUUGUAUUGUAUGUUGGAAGCCAGGGCGUUUAGAAGACACUCAGUUACGUAAUGGAGAAACUAGUGCUACUGUUUUACAUCGGUUUGAAUUCAAAGAAUGUGAUAUUUGGUUUAUAAGAUUUUCUAUGGAUUUUUGGCAACGUACUAUAGCAUUAGGAAAUCAAGUAGGUAGGACAUAUGUAUGGGAUUUAGAAGUUGAUGAACCUGGUCAAGCACGUUGUUAUUCCUUACAACAUCCACGCUGUACAGCUCCAAUACGACAAACUAGCUUAAGUCGAGAUGGCAAUGUACUAUUAUGUGUUUGCGAUGAUGCUACAGUAUGGAGAUGGAAUCGUGAACAUUGAUAUAUUGUUAUAUUUCAAUUAAUUAAUAGAUUAAAUGCAGGAAAACUUGUUGUGAUUCAGAGAAACAUAUUAAUUUAGUACAUAUUUUAUACAUAAACACAUGGUAUUUGUAACAAUUUUACAAUUAUAUUAAUGGUUCAAUCAGACGACUUUGACAUUUCAUAUUUUUCUAUAUACAAUCCAUUAUAAGCUAAUUCCAAAAUAAACUGAUCUUUUCAUAAAUAAUAUUUUUCUUAAUAAUAGUUCAAUCUAGGAGAUGAAUGUUAUUUUUCUUUUUUAUACAGAAUCUUGUUUAAAUUUAUAUAUAUAUAUAAUGUUUAUUUUAUCUUUUAUUUUAUAUAUUAUUUAUACAUAUAAAAAGGAUUAAAAUGUUUCAUU
Molecule: messenger RNA, 1976 nt
Organism: Vespula vulgaris
Lineage: Eukaryota; Metazoa; Arthropoda; Insecta; Hymenoptera; Vespidae
Product: polycomb protein EED-like
Exons: 1
Coding region: 315-1598 (427 amino acids)
Biological process (GO): negative regulation of transcription by RNA polymerase II
Cellular component (GO): ESC/E(Z) complex
Molecular function (GO): nucleosome binding; protein binding
Source: RefSeq, a predicted model, not a curated record